Molecule: messenger RNA, 973 nt
Organism: Copidosoma floridanum
Lineage: Eukaryota; Metazoa; Arthropoda; Insecta; Hymenoptera; Encyrtidae
Gene: ND-PDSW
Product: NADH dehydrogenase (ubiquinone) PDSW subunit
Cellular component (GO): respiratory chain complex I
Source: RefSeq, a predicted model, not a curated record
UUGCAGUCAAGAGGGAGGAAUCGGAGCAAGGGUCCUAAUAUCGCACCUUGCGCUCCGAUCCUUUCGAGCGACAAAAAUCUAAGUAAACAACCGAGGAAUAUCAUAUACCCAUGCAGCGCGCGAGUCCAUGAUAUAUUGUUUAUUAUUGUUUAAUCUACAACCAGCCGAGGGCCGCAACUGCAAUGGAGAAUAACCCAAGGAAUCCUUUGAUGCGCUUUAUCAUGUCCGUUUACGAAAUGAUCGACGGACCGGUGACUUUUUUCCGAGAGAAAAUCGUCGAGCCAAAUCAACAACACUAUCCUUACUACCACCAAAAGUUUCGCCGGGUGCCUACCAUCGAUGAGUGCGGCACCGAUGAUCCUAUGUGUGAGUGGGAGGCUCAGCAACAGUUCGAUAGGGACCAGAUGGUUGACAACGAGAUACUCAGUAUCCUGAGACAGCGACACGAGCACUGUGUCAAUGAAGAUAAUGAUCAAAGAGAGGGUCCCAAGUGUGAAGCCAUCUACGAGUACUACAAGCAGGCUGAGGCUAACUGGUUUGGAAAGUAUGGUGAUCUUGGACCCACACCCAAGGUAACUGCGGCCUUCAUGAAGCAGAAGCAUCGCAUGGUGUGGGAACGCAGACACGGCCCUAUCGGCUCGGGCAUGAAUGAAGAGUUCAUUGAAAAAUUCCCUCUGCCAAAGGAGAACAAACAUCUUGUUGGUAACUUUGACGAACCAAAUUACCUUCAGACUUAUAAAACAGAAGAUGGCAAAGAAGUGUUCAAAAAAUACAGACCCAGACCUUGCUUCCCAUUGUACGAGGAUGAUGGAUACUGGGAUUAAUCAAAGAAGUUACCUGUUGGGAUUAGUUCAUGUACAGUUUUCUCUUUAAUAAAUUAACAUUAUUACCAAUAUUACUCGUAAUAUCACUGCUGGGCUUUAGUAAGUAAUAAUAAAUAAAAAAAUUACCAUUGUUUACUUUCCGAACGAAA